Messenger RNA from Anisakis simplex (herring worm), 339 nucleotides. The record is from the annotation of a GenBank genome assembly. NCBI's taxonomy places the organism in Eukaryota, Metazoa, Nematoda, Chromadorea, Rhabditida, Anisakidae.
AUGAUGAUUAUUGGCUCGACAACGAAGAUUCACUUUAAGGUGAGCGUUUGGUGGGUUGUCUUCGUUUUGUUCGAAUUCUUGCUUCUCAAGUAUCGCGGUCACGGUGAUCGAUUCGCAUUCAACGACUCAGUGACGUCAAUCUGUGCUGGCAUGCUUUCACAGUGCUUCAAGUUCGGAGGACGAACAGUAGCGAUAUUCGGAUACAUCUACAUAUGGAACAACUUCCGACUAAUUGAAAAUCCCUGGAAUUCACCGUGGACUUGGAUAUUCUGUUUAUUCUUUCAGGACUUCAUGUAUUAUCUUGGCCAUCGCGCUGUUCACGGUUUGUUCCGCUACUGA